Danaus chrysippus (African queen) is the source of this 1173-nucleotide messenger RNA. NCBI's taxonomy places the organism in Eukaryota, Metazoa, Arthropoda, Insecta, Lepidoptera, Nymphalidae. The record is from the annotation of a GenBank genome assembly.
AUGAGUUCACAGAAGUGUGUGGUUGAAGGCUGUAAUUUGGAAUACGAUGUGGUUUGCAGCUUUUCCUUUUACAAUGUUAACACAUCAGCUUCUACCGAUGAGAAGAGACAGGAAUGGAUUGAAGGUGCUAUGCAAGAGGAGAGCGAGUGCCUCUGGAGACAUGUUAGUCUACAACUGUGCGGGUAUCAUUUCGAACUGGACGCACAAGGUCUUUGGAUCGACUCGCCAAUGUUACCUGAGCUGUUGACACCUCAAGAAACUGUAGCCCCUAUACAACAGACAGCCGCGGAUAAGAAAGUGGCAGACAUAAUCAGAGUUGAACAUAACUACAGCGUGGAACCAAUCAAAGAAAUACAUGAGAGUGUGUCCCGACUGAAUGUUAGGCAACUUGUAGAUACAUUGGGAUAUCUAUCAUUGAAGAACUUGCAGAAGAAACAGUUGUGGGUGGUAAAGGUUGAAACAGAUAAGGCUGAAGCUUCUAUUGCACAAUCCGAGCAAGUUAUAGCCAAGAUGCCCGACCCAAAACAGAUUAUAGAGAUUGUCCCUCAAACAUCAACAGUUGAACCGCAGAAUGAGGUGCUCCAUAUAAUGGAAGACGGCAAUAUAUCAGAUAACUUUAUAUAUGAGAUAGCUGAGGAACAGGAAAUAACUAUGGAAGAGGUCAAAGAAAUACCCAUCACUGAGAACAGGGAGUGGAUGGUCAAUAUAAUACCCGAAGAAACAAAACCCAAGUACGCAUACAUCAAGCAUUGCAACAGCGGCAAGAAGAAGAGACAUUUCACAGCUGAAAUGAAUGAAAUUACACUACAGGGUGACUAUGAGAACUAUUACAUACUACCAGACAUAGACCCAUCAGUGGGAGUGGAGAUUACAACCACAUAUGAACCGGAGAACUUUAUAGUCGAGGAAUACCCACACUUAGUGCUCGAGGAACGACCGAGAAAGAGAUCCAAGGAUACUGACCCGAGAAAAAGGAAAAAGAAAAUAUCAACACCAUCGGUUAGAGAACAGAUUAAACAAAUCAAGACAGAAAUCAAACCCGAGAUAGAAGAAGAUUGGGUGAUUGAUAACAGUGUGUACGACCAAGACACAAGCGAUGACUAUGAUGAUAAGAAAGCUGCUCGGGUUAGAAGAAAAAACAAAAAAUACCUCGGAUAUGACUUUGUAACAUAA